UUUUUAACUUUUUUAUAUAUGACUUUCGUUCGUUACUUGCUUAGCGUUUACUUUCAUCUUUCCUAAUAAUCAUUUCAAUUUAUUUCUCAAUAGGAUGAAGCGUCUAGACCUUCUCGUUUAAUCAAAAGAUUCGCAUUUGAGAAAGAAUUAAAACCAAAAGGGAGAAGAUAUGGCGAACACGGCUCAUCUUGUUCGCCGGCAAAGCUCCCGCGACUUAAAGCCCCAAAAAAGCAUCGAUAAGCUCGAAAUGAAAGAAAUGCGUGGUAGAUUAGUGGUAGAGAAUCGAAAGAACGUCGCCACUGCCAAUUACGGGGCCACCAAUGCGGCCUUCGAAGACACCAGUCCUAACAAGAGCAAAAUAGGAAACGGCCCCGGCAAUAACGAUGGCAAGGCGACUUUCCGACCAGAAGCAGGCGAAGACGAGCGUGAAAAUUGGGAUAGCAAGCUCACAUUUCUCCUGGCGACCGUAGGAUACGCGGUGGGUCUUGGAAACGUAUGGCGGUUCCCCUAUCUGGCCCAGAAGAAUGGUGGAGGCGCUUUUUUAAUUCCUUAUUUCGUGAUGUUGGCCAUUGAGGGUAUUCCUAUAUUUUAUCUGGAAUUGGCAAUUGGCCAGAGACUGAGGAAAGGUGCUAUUGGAGUGUGGAAUCAGGUAUCCCCGUAUAUGGGUGGCAUCGGAGUCAGCAGCGCUGUAGUUUCUUUCAAUGUGGCUCUGUAUUACAAUACAAUUAUCGCCUGGUGCCUAUUUUACUUCGUUCAGAGUUUCCAGUCACAAUUACCUUGGGCAGAGUGCCCCAACAAAUACUUUCAAAAUGGAUCUUACGCGCCUGAACCUGAGUGUUUGGCCAGCAGCCCGACGCAAUACUUCUGGUAUCGAACCACUCUAAUGAUAUCCAAGGACAUCAACACGCCGGAAGUGUUUAACUGGAAAAUCGCUCUAGCGUUGAUUAUCGCCUGGAUUCUUGUUUACAUGUGCAUGAUUAAGGGUAUCGCAUCCUCGGGCAAGGUUGUGUAUGUGACUGCCACGUUCCCGUACAUCGUUUUGAUUAUAUUCUUCUUCCGAGGCGUAACGUUGACGGGUAUGUCAGACGGCCUACGGCAUCUCUUCACGCCAAAGUGGUGGACGUUGACCGAUCCUGUAGUCUGGUUGGAAGCUGGAACGCAAAUCUUCUUUUCUCUAGGUUUAGCUUUCGGCGGUUUAAUAGCAUUUUCUUCCUACAAUCCGGUGAACAAUAAUUGUUAUCGUGAUGCCAUCAUGGUUAGCCUGACGAAUUGUUUCACGUCUAUGUUCGCAGGGAUUGUCGUCUUCUCGAUCAUAGGAUUCAAAGCAACCAUGGUUUACGAAGACUGUUUAAAGGAAAGAAAUAACACGCUGAUGAAUAUAUACGGUCAAGCUGGCAAGAUACCCGAAGAUAUCCCGAUUGCCGGAACGUUGUUGAACAUCACGAACGGCAAUGGAUCAUUGGACAAUUUGAUAAUGCCAGAGCUGCCAGAAUGCGAUCUGGAGAAGGAGUUGGACAAUUCGGCCUCAGGCACAGGCUUGGCGUUCAUCAUCUUUACCGAGGCGAUCAAUCAGUUUCCCGGUGCUCAGUUUUGGUCGGUGCUGUUUUUUCUGAUGCUGUUCACGCUGGGAAUCGAUUCCCAAUUUGGUACCUUGGAGGGUGUCGUCACCAGUAUUGUCGACAUGAAGCUUUUCCCGAAUUUGAGAAAGGAGAUUCUGACAGGUGUGAUAUGUUUGGUAUGCUGCAUCAUUUCAAUGGCCUUUGCUCAUGGAGCUGGGAGUUACGUUUUUGUGCUAUUCGACAACUUCAGUGGAAAUUUCCCGUUGCUCAUAAUCGCGUUCUUCGAAUGUAUAGGCGUGUCUUAUGUCUAUGGUUUGAAAAGAUUCGCGGAUGACAUCGAACUGAUGACUGGCAACCGACCUGGCCUCUAUUGGUUGAUAUGUUGGAAAUAUCUUAGUCCACUGGCGAUGUUAAGUAUUCUGAUCGCGUCUUUUGUCGAGAUAUUUUUUGAAGGAAGCGGUUAUCCGGCCUGGGUGGCGAGUAAAGGCAUCACCGAGAGACACGAAUGGCCUGUCUGGGCUCUCUUUCUCAUCGCGAUUCUUAUUCUUACUUCCGUUUUAUGGAUACCCACAGUCGCUAUUUGCAGAUACUUUGGAAUUCUCAUCAUCGACGACAACGAAAAGGCUUGGUUCCCGGCGGCGGACUUGAAAGAAUUCCACGGAAUCAUGCCGCAUGAAGUGACAGUGGCUGAGACAUUGCUAUUUUGCAUCAGGAGUGAUGGUUCCGAAGGACUGUGCUGUCCCACGGGCGGUCCCAGCGACGACGAGGACGAGGAUCUUACCUAGGAUCAAUCUCGAUCGCGACGCGCGUUUCCAUGGGUGAUCUUGCCUCGAGAAACGCUCUACUUCAUCCUGUGACGAUCAUUUUCGACCAUUGCUGCUUGGGGUCGAAAAUGGCUGCAAUCCAUUUUGGUGAAUCUGGUCGAUUUGUAGUCAACGCAUCCGCGUGGUAGGAUCUUAUCUAUUAUGUCAAUUAACGUAAGCUUCGGUAAUAGAAGUCGUUUCUUCAUAAUGCAAAGACGGAGAUACAUUCGUAAAAAAGAUUUAUUUUAUUUUAUUUUAUUUUAUUUUUCUUUUCAAUAA
Pogonomyrmex barbatus (red harvester ant) is the source of this 2641-nucleotide messenger RNA. Its product is annotated as sodium-dependent neutral amino acid transporter B(0)AT3. Gene Ontology annotation, biological process: nitrogen compound transport; sodium ion transmembrane transport; amino acid transport. Gene Ontology annotation, cellular component: plasma membrane. NCBI's taxonomy places the organism in Eukaryota, Metazoa, Arthropoda, Insecta, Hymenoptera, Formicidae. The record is from RefSeq and is a predicted model, not a curated record.